Molecule: messenger RNA, 4478 nt
Organism: Lemur catta (Ring-tailed lemur)
Lineage: Eukaryota; Metazoa; Chordata; Mammalia; Primates; Lemuridae
Gene: TBC1D9B
Product: TBC1 domain family member 9B
Exons: 22
Coding region: 59-3838 (1259 amino acids)
Molecular function (GO): calcium ion binding
Source: RefSeq, a predicted model, not a curated record
GCGGCGACGGCGGCGGCGCUUCCGCCUCGCGGGCCCGGCGGGUGCGAGCGGCCCCGCGAUGUGGCUGAGCCCGGAGGAGGUGCUGGUGGCCAACGCGCUGUGGGUGACGGAGCGGGCGAACCCUUUCUUCGUGCUGCAGCGGCGCCGGGGCCACGGCAAGGGCGGCGGCCUCACGGGUCUUCUCGUGGGUACCCUGGACGUGGUGCUGGACUCCAGCGCUCGAGUGGCCCCUUACCGCAUCCUGCACCAGACCCAGGACUCACAGGUCUACUGGACCGUGGCAUGUGGUUCUUCCCGCAAAGAGAUCACAAAACACUGGGAAUGGCUGGAAAAUAACUUGCUCCAGACGCUGUCCAUCUUUGACAAUGAGGAAGAUAUCACCACCUUCAUCAAGGGCAAGAUACAUGGCAUCAUUGCGGAAGAGAACAAGAACCUGCAGCCCCAGGGAGACGAGGACCCCGGGAAGUUCAAGGAGGCGGAGCUAAAGAUGCGGAAGCAGUUUGGGAUGCCCGAGGGCGAGAAGCUGGUCAACUACUAUUCCUGCAGCUUCUGGAAGGGCCGAGUGCCCCGGCAGGGCUGGCUCUACCUGACAGUCAACCACCUGUGCUUCUACUCCUUCCUGCUGGGGAAGGAAGUAAGCCUCGUGGUGCAGUGGGUGGACGUCACGCGGCUGGAGAAGAAUGCUACCCUUCUCUUCCCCGAGAGCAUCCGUGUGGACACCCGUGACCAGGAGCUCUUCUUCUCCAUGUUCCUCAACAUCGGUGAGACCUUCAAGCUCAUGGAGCAGCUGGCCAACCUGGCCAUGCGGCAGCUGCUGGACAGCGAGGGCUUCCUGGAGGACAAGGCCCUGCCCAGGCCCAUCCGGCCGCACAGGAACAUCUCGGCUCUGAAGCGAGACCUGGAUGCCCGAGCCAAGAACGAGUGCUACCGGGCCACAUUCCGGCUGCCCAGGGACGAGCGGCUGGAUGGCCACACAGGCUGCACCCUGUGGACGCCGUUUAACAAGCUGCACAUCCCUGGCCAGAUGUUCAUCUCCAACAACUACAUCUGCUUUGCCAGCAAGGAGGAGGACGCGUGCCACCUCAUCAUACCCCUGAGGGAGGUGACCAUUGUUGAAAAAGCGGACAGCUCCAGUGUCCUGCCCAGCCCUCUGUCCAUUAGCACCAAAAGUAAAAUGACCUUCCUCUUUGCCAACCUGAAAGACCGCGAUUUCUUGGUUCAAAGGAUCUCUGACUUCCUCCAGAAAACGCCGUCCAAGCAGCCAGGCAGCAGCUUCGAGGGGAGGAAAGCCAGCAUUGUUGACCCAGGCCUAGAGUCUUCCCCAGCUCCUCAGGAGGUGUCAGAGCAGCCCACCGGCCUGGCCUCUCCCCUCAGCAGCCACCAGAGCUUCUGUGCACAGGCGGUGCCGACUGCUUCCCAGGGCCUGCUCCAGCUCUUCCAGGGAAGCUCGCCCGUGGAGGACCUCGGGGCCAAAGGGGCCAAGGAGAAGAUGAAAGAAGAGUCGUGGAACAUCCACUUCUUUGAGUAUGGGCGUGGCGUGUGCAUGUACCGCACUGCCAGGACGCGGGAGCUGGUCCUGAAGGGCAUCCCCGAGAGCCUCCGGGGAGAGCUGUGGCUCCUCUUCUCUGGGGCUUGGAAUGAGAUGGUGACUCACCCUGGCUACUACGCCGAGCUGGUGGAGAAGUCCACAGGGAAGUACAGCCUGGCCACGGAGGAGAUCGAGCGAGACCUCCACCGCUCCAUGCCUGAGCACCCCGCCUUCCAGAAUGAGCUGGGGAUCGCCGCGCUCCGGCGGGUGCUGACUGCCUAUGCUUUCCGGAACCCCACCAUCGGCUACUGCCAGGCCAUGAACAUCGUGACCUCGGUGCUCCUGCUCUAUGGCAGCGAGGAGGAGGCCUUCUGGCUCCUGGUGGCCCUCUGUGAGCGCAUGCUGCCUGACUACUACAACACCAGGGUGGUGGGAGCCCUGGUGGACCAGGGCAUCUUCGAAGAGCUCACAAGGGACUUCCUGCCCCAGCUCUCAGAGAAGAUGCAGGACCUGGGGGUGAUCUCCAGCAUCUCGCUGUCGUGGUUCCUGACCCUCUUCCUCAGCGUCAUGCCCUUCGAGAGCGCCGUGGUCAUUGUCGACUGCUUCUUCUAUGAGGGCAUCAGGGUGAUCCUGCAGGUGGCUCUGGCUAUCCUGGAUGCCAACAUGGAGCAGCUGCUGGGCUGCAGCGACGAGGGCGAGGCUAUGACCGUGCUGGGCAGGUACCUGGAUAACGUGGUCAACAAGCAGAGCGUCUCCCCUCCCAUCCCACACCUCCACGCCUUGCUGACCAGUGGGGAUGACCCUCCUGCAGAGGUGGACAUCUUCGAGCUUCUGAAAGUGUCCUAUGAGAAAUUCAGCAGCCUGAGGGCUGACGACAUUGAACAGAUGCGGUUUAAACAGAGGCUGAAAGUGAUCCAGUCCCUGGAGGACACGGCCAAGAGGAGCGUGGUCCGAGCUAUUCCAGUGGACAUUGGCUUCUCAAUUGAAGAGCUGGAGGACCUCUACAUGGUGUUUAAGGCCAAACACCUGGCGAGCCAGUACUGGGGGAGCAGCAGCAUGGCUGCCGUCCGCCGGGACCCCAGCCUGCCCUACCUGGAGCAGUACCGGAUCGACGCGAGCCAGUUCCAGGAUCUCUUUGCCAGCCUGACGCCCUGGGGGUGCGGCGUCCAUACACCUGUGCUGGCGGGACGCAUGUUCCGGCUUCUGGACAAAAACAAGGACUUGCUGAUCAACUUCAAGGAAUUCGUGACAGGGAUGAGUGGGAUGUAUCACGGAGACCUGACAGAGAAGCUCAAGGUGCUGUACAAGCUGCACCUUCCCCCAGCUCUGAGCCCUGAGGAAGCCGAGUCAGCCCUGGAAGCGGCCCACUAUUUCACAGAGGACAGCUCCUCAGAAGCAUCUCCUCUGGCCUCAGAUCUGGAUCUUUUCCUGCCCUGGGAGGCUCAAGAAGCACUACCGCCGGAAGAGCGAGAAGGGAGUGGAAAUGAGGAUGUCCGAGAAAAAAGAGGAGAGGAGAAGGCAACCAGCCCUCCGGACUACCGGCACUACCUUCGCAUGUGGGCCAAGGAGAAGGAGGCUCAGAAGGAGACGAUCAAGGAUCUUCCCAAGAUGAACCAGGAGCAAUUUAUCGAACUGUGUAAGACCCUUUACAACAUGUUCAGUGAAGACCCCAUGGAGCAGGACUUGUACCACGCCAUCGCCACAGUGGCCAGCCUCCUGCUCCGCAUCGGUGAGGUGGGGAAGAAGUUCUCGGGCAGGAAGCCCAGGGAUGGUGCCCACAGUGGGGACCAUGAUGCUGUCACGGAGGUUGAGCUACCAGCACCUGAGUCCCAUCAGGACCCAGCCCAAGAGCCCCAGCCACCAGCCGUGGGGGACCCCCGGGCCAAAGCUGGUGGAGACACCCACCCCGGGAAGGCGCUGCAGGAGAGCCAGGUGGUGGUCGAGGGGGGCAGCGGCGAGGGGCAGGGCUCACCCUCCCAGCUGCUGUCCGACGAUGACACCAAAGACGACAUGUCCAUGUCCUCCUACUCGGUGGUCAGCACAGGCUCCCUGCAGUGUGAGGACCUCGCAGAUGACACGGUGCUGGUGGGCGGGGAGGCCCGCAGCCCCACAGCACGCCUCGGGGGCGCCGUCGACACCGACUGGUGCAUCUCCUUCGAGCAGAUCCUGGCCUCUGUCCUGACAGAGUCCGUGCUGGUGAACUUCUUUGAGAAGAGGGUGGAUGUUGGACUCAAGAUCAAGGACCAAAAGAAAGUGGAGCGACAGUUCAGCACCUCCAGUGACCAUGAGCAGCCUGGAGUUUCGGGCUGACCUCUGUAGCUGCACAGCCCCAGCCCGAGGCCUCGCCUCCUCCUGCCCUUCCUCCCUUUCUGUUCUCUCUGUCAAGACGCCCUUCCUCUUCUCCCCGGAGCAAUGAGUUGUGAGUGGGAAGAAGGCUGAUGCAGGCACAGGUGCCUUAGAUGGAUUCCCCAGGCCUGCAUCUCCUGCUGCUCCCGAGGUCCAGGAAGAGGCUGGUGUCCCCACCCCCCUCCACCCAGUGGGAGCCCACCUGGCACCUAGCCGCCCCUGCACAGUGUUAGGGGCUCUCAGAUAUGCCCGACUUGCCUCCUGCUGCUCUGCCCCAUGCUGGUCCCCCACCCAUGGGCCGCUCUCCUGCAGCUGCAUGGUCCAGGGUCAUGUGCUUGUUGGGCACCAAAGUGAUGGAAGCUUCAGGGUACUCUCCGGGAGCCUUCCAGCCUGAGCCUCCCGACUAAGGAGCAGGCAGAAAGCAUCACAGGGCGGGUGCCACGCACAGGCAUGACAUUACGCGCUCUCUCAGCUCAUCAUCCUUACCAUUAACUUUAAAGCACAUCCCUCAGGUCCUGAUAUAUUUCCUUGGAUUCAUUUCAGUUGGCUAAAAAUGACACUGUGCUCAAAUGCCUUAAUAAAUCCCUGAAAGAAAUGAAACCCA